AUGCCAAUUCUCAUCGCUGUUUUCUUCGUGGUGUUCAUCAUUUUUGUUGCUUUGUUAUAUUUUAACGAGUUGAUAACCUAUUCGGGUUUAAAUAAUGGAGUAACACAACAACGUGAAUUAGCAGAAAGUGCUCGUUAUGUGACAACAGAAAGAGGUCGGGCAGGUGUUGAAAUAGUGAUUGAUAUUCCUGAUGAAAUUAAAGGCACAAACAGUGACUGUUGUAUCUGCUUAGGAGAAUUUGAUGAACAAGAAGAAGAAGAUGAUGAUGAUGAUGAUAUGAGAGAAGUGAUACUUGUUGCUUGCUGUCAUAGGUUUCAUGCUGCUUGUAUUACUCCUUGGUUAUUAGUACCAAAAAACGAGACAUGUCCCUUUUGCCGUACUUAUGUUACUGCUCUCGUCACAUAUGUUCGGCUUCAAGAUUUAAUCAAGACUAACAAUUACUACUAUAUAUGA
Nicotiana attenuata is the source of this 453-nucleotide messenger RNA. Its product is annotated as RING-H2 finger protein ATL47-like. NCBI's taxonomy places the organism in Eukaryota, Viridiplantae, Streptophyta, Magnoliopsida, Solanales, Solanaceae. The record is from RefSeq and is a predicted model, not a curated record. Gene Ontology annotation, biological process: protein ubiquitination. The transcript has a single exon. The coding region runs from base 1 to 453 and encodes 150 amino acids. Gene Ontology annotation, molecular function: zinc ion binding.